Messenger RNA from Conger conger (European conger), 1672 nucleotides. It is a transcript of the gene noazfp, whose product is annotated as zinc finger protein 330. The coding region runs from base 158 to 1087 and encodes 309 amino acids. Lineage: Eukaryota; Metazoa; Chordata; Actinopteri; Anguilliformes; Congridae. The transcript is spliced from 10 exons. Gene Ontology annotation, molecular function: zinc ion binding. The record is from RefSeq and is a predicted model, not a curated record. Gene Ontology annotation, cellular component: nucleus.
UGAUGUUUUGGUUUGGUCACUGUCCUGGGUAGGAACUGAAUUAUUUCUAUGGAUUCUACCGGAAUAAGAAUUGUGUGGGACAGGACGUCAUUACGCAAGAAAACGCUUCGUAGGUGAUCAGCUUUACCGGGUUAUAGGAAUUGUGGUCCAUUGAAACAUGCCAAAAAAGAAGACUGGGGCUCGCAAGAAGGCUGAAAGCCGCAAGGAAAGGGAGAAGCAGAGUCGUGCUAACAGGGAGCAUGUAGAUGUGGCCAAGCACCCAUGCAAUGCUGCCAUGGAGUGUGACAAGUGCCUAAGACGUCAGAAGACCAGAGCUUUCUGCUACUUCUGCUUUUCUGUACAGAAGCUGCCCAUGUGUGCACAGUGUGGAAAAACAAAAUGCAUGAAGUCUUCUGACUGUGUGAUCAAACACCCUGGGGUUCAUAGCACUGGGAUGGCCAUGGUGGGGGCAGUGUGUGACUUUUGUGAAGCCUGGGUCUGCCACGGAUCGAAGUGUCUCAGCACACAUGCCUGCACGUGCCCUCUUACGGACGCUGACUGCAUCGAGUGUGAGAGGAGCGUCUGGGAUCACGGGGGCCGGAUCUUUCGCUGCUCAUUUUGCCAUAAUAGCCUCUGUGAAGACGAUCAGUUUGAGCACCAGGCAAGUUGCCAGGUUCUGCAGGCAGAAACAUUCAAAUGCAUUUCGUGUAAUCGCCUGGGGCAGCACUCUUGCCUCCGUUGCAAGGCGUGCUUCUGCGAUGAUCACGCCAGAAGUAAAGUUUUUAAACAGGAGAAGGGUAAAUCUCUCCCCUGCCCCAAGUGCGGGCAUGAAACGCAGGAGACAAAAGACCUCAGCAUGUCCACCCGCACUCUGAAGUUCGGCCGGCAGAGUUGCGUGGAUGACGCAGGCGCUUCAGGUUACGACUCCUACUGGAAGAACCUGGCCUCAGGAGGCGGGGCUGACCAGGACGAAGAGUACGGGGCGGGAUAUGAUGACUAUGACGAAGACGAGGAUGAAGAGGAAGACGAGGAUGAAGACGAAGAGGAAGACGCAGACACCGAGGCGGCUGGACCCUUCGCCGCCCUCAACCUCAACCCUACAUAUUGAGAGUGAACCUCUGCAGAGAAAUGGCUUUACACGGAAGAAACCGUGCUGUGCUUUUCACUCUCCAGUAAUCACAGUAAUAUUAGCUAAAUCAUCACUCAACAAUGUCUUUAUGUUUAUUAUUUAUGUUACCAGAGCUUAUUUUAAAGUUUGUUUAUCAUUGUGUUCAUCCUGUUUAGUUCUGAGCGGACAUUGUCUAAUAACCCUGCUAUAUUCAAGAGUUUUAUUGCCUUUAAUAAAGAUGGUAGUGAGUAAGAUUAGAAUGGCUUAAUGCAUACUUUUGACAUAAUUUUGUUUCUCCUGAAGGCAAACUGAAAAGCCUGAAUGUAAUGUGAUUAAAUGCAAUUAACUGGUAGACAGGUCUGUGUGGGAGAGAUUAUGGUCAAGUUAUAAUGAAGUUAAAAGCGCAAGUGCAGGAGUACUGAAACAAAACAAAACAAACCGGUUCAUGUCAGUGCUUGUGUUUGCGGAUCAACUCUGUUUGCUAUAUUUUGUGCUGCUGAUAUGAACCUGGAAUAUCAUGGUUAUAGUUUGAACAGUAAUAUGUCUCUUACCAGAUUGAAAAAAUAAAAAUUGGAGUGGUGUGUA